CGUCUGAUUUUACGCCUAUUCGAAUUCCUCUCUCCCGUGCAUUUAUUUCGGAGCUUUUUCGCCUUCUUGUUCUCCUCAUGUCGGAUCGGAAGUCGCUAGGGCUUCUCAUGAAGAAGAAAUCUUCGCCUUCUUCUCCUCUUGCAGGAUCGGAAGUCGCUCGGGCUUCGCGCGCGUGGUUAGGUUUCUUCGGGCAGAACCAGCAGGGCUGUCCUGGAUCGGAUUUUUCCCUGUACAUCAAUGAAGGCCAAUAUAGUAAUGUGCGAAAGGGUCAGUCCAAGCGACUCAAGGAUGUGGAAAUCAGCUUUCCAAUUGUGUAUGGCACUAUAUCCUUUUGGCUUGGUAAAAAAGCUAGCGAAUAUAAUUCUCAUAAAUGGACUGUUUAUGUCCGUGGGGCAACUAAUGAGGAUUUGAGUGUGAUAGUUAAGCGUGUUGUAUUUCAACUACAUCCCAGUUUCAACAAUCCAACACGAAUUGUUGAGUCGCCACCUUUUGAAUUGUCAGAAUCUGGGUGGGGAGAAUUUGAAAUUGCUAUUAAUAUCUUUUUCCAUAAUGAUGUCUGUGACAAGCAGCUUGACUUGUAUCACCAACUUAAAUUGUACCCUGAGGAGGAUAAUGGUCCCCAAUCAACCAAAAAACCAGUUGUUAUCGAAACUUAUGAUGAGAUUGUCUUUUUCGAGCCAUCUGAGGCUUUUUUUCUUCGUGUUCAAAAUCAUCCCGCUGCAAUGGUUCCUAGGCUACCUGCUGGGCUCAAUUUGCCACCACCUGGUCCUCCUGAACUUGUGCUCGAGAAGAAAAGAGGCGACACUAAGGACCAUCCUCUUAGUCAAUGCUUCAUGAACUUUUCAGAGGCAGAUGAACUUUUAAAACUUGCUGCUGCUCGCCAACAGGUAGGCCUUAUAACUCAUUGUGUUUAACAUUGCUGCAUUUUC
Molecule: messenger RNA, 929 nt
Organism: Dendrobium catenatum
Lineage: Eukaryota; Viridiplantae; Streptophyta; Magnoliopsida; Asparagales; Orchidaceae
Product: transcription initiation factor TFIID subunit 14b-like
Exons: 6
Coding region: 78-914 (278 amino acids)
Biological process (GO): regulation of DNA-templated transcription
Source: RefSeq, a predicted model, not a curated record